Phaeoacremonium minimum UCRPA7 is the source of this 1032-nucleotide messenger RNA. RefSeq lists its product as hypothetical. The transcript has a single exon. The record is from RefSeq and is a predicted model, not a curated record. Lineage: Eukaryota; Fungi; Ascomycota; Sordariomycetes; Togniniales; Togniniaceae. The coding region runs from base 1 to 1032 and encodes 343 amino acids.
AUGGGUUUAGCACUUCACGACUCAGCUUCCGAGCUUGCACACCUCGCCGAGCACCGGCACCUGCCACCGGGCCCGGCCCAUGAGAAACCCAGUUCCCGGCUUGAGAAAGACAAAGCGGACUUGUGGCGUCUGCGUUAUGAGUCUGCCCAGAUAUUGAGCUAUCCCAAGCCUCGCGAGCUGCGCCCAUAUCAACUCGCCGCCCUCGCAGCAUAUCACCGCUCAGCACCGGCUGGGAAGGACGCUCUUGUCCGCCGCUCCUACCUGCACAACCAGGCCCGCCGGGGAUGGGAGGGCGAGGACGAGGAGGGCCGGGACUUAGCCCACAGUAGCGUCCCGCUCCCCAGUGAUGGCCACAGGCGAAGGCCUCCGUCGCUGGAGCGCCAGGAGGCGUUCCGUGAUGCGAGGACUGUCAAGAGACGCGUCACCAUCGAUGAUGCUGAACUGUACCGUCUAGGUCUCCUGUAUGACGACGAGCACGAGCGCGGUUCGGGGUUCAACCUCGACGCCAUCGUCCAUGACGAGCCGGCAUACACUCUCAACAUGAGGGCCACCAAGCGAGGCAGGAAGAGGAAGUCCGACCAUGCCCACGGGCAGGCUCGCGACUUGCCCCUGAACCUGUCCUUCGCUGCGCUAGGGGACGACGAGGCCCUGGCGCGCUUUCUGAUUUCCCCUGACGAGGAGGAACUCUACACCGCCAACGACACCGAGACACACGCUUUUGGAUUAACAGCCGCUGACACAACAGCGACGCCCCUGCAGAUUGUUUACGAGCUCGAGCAUUCCCUUUUCUCUCCCGCUAUUUCCUUGCAUGAUUUACACACACUUGACAACCAGGCACCUGAUUUGAUUUCUGAUAUUUCCGACGAGGAUGACGACUGGGCAUUUUUGAACCAGAUAUGCGACGAUAAUGACGCUCCCGAACGAGGAGCACGCGACGCAGCUUCCACCAGCACAGACGAGGAGGAGAGUGAGGAGGAGGAGAGGGGCAGGAUCAGACGGCAGAACUCCGACGCCUGGAUCGUGCUGGGCUGA